Messenger RNA from Lachancea fermentati, 918 nucleotides. The record is from the annotation of a GenBank genome assembly. NCBI's taxonomy places the organism in Eukaryota, Fungi, Ascomycota, Saccharomycetes, Saccharomycetales, Saccharomycetaceae.
AUGGUUUCUAAUUACAACAACUUAUACCCCGCUGAUGGAAGCACAUUCGACAUAUGCCAACAGAAGGCUUAUGAGGACGGCACCACUGCACUCCAAGACCUGAACUCUCUGGCGACAGACCAUGAGUUAUCCACUGUAUUUGAUGAGCUCCCGGAUAAUGGACAUGGAAGUGACGACUUUUGUCACAUGUUUAAGACCGAAGAUACUUUCCAAGCCCCUACAGAUAGAGAAAUACUGCCCGAUAGUAAGUUCCACCAAAUUGAGGUGGAGGAGAAAUCAUCAAUAUCACCCAUUUCACCCUUUGGUGUCGAAAACAAUACCCAACAGAUAUAUUCGAAGCAGAAGACAGAAACUUCAAAAGAAAAGGCACAAAGCGAUCACAAUGCCGAGGUGGACUUACAAGCGAAGAAGAAAGCUCAGAAUCGUGCGGCCCAGAGGGCUUUUCGUGAGAGGAAAGAAGCAAAGCUAAGAGAGCUGGAACAGAAGUUACAAAUGAGUGAAAGGGAUAAAGAGUCUUUAUUAAAAGAAAUCAAGGAAUUGAAGAAGCAAAAUCUAGACAUACUAACUAAGACCAGUCGCUCGAUAGAACCUGGAAGCUCUUAUCGUUCAAGCCAUAUCAAAUCUCGCGCUAAUGCAAAAUUUACUUUCCCUAAUGAACAAGAAUUUUUUACUAAUGUAGUAUCAGAUAAGCAUUCGACAGACCCAAUACCACAGCGGUUUAUUUACAAGGAUGAUAAAGGAAAGAAAGUACUCACAGUGUCUGCUACGUGGGAAUACUUACACAAUAUGUCCCACCAAGUUGAAUUCGAUGUCGAUAUGGUCUUAACACGUCUGCGCGGUCGUGAGAUUUGUCAUGGUCACGGUCCUGCAUACAACAAAGAGCUCAUUGAUGCUAUCCUUGAUGAAUGCGCACUGUGA